GGCUCCCCGGCGCGAUGCCGGCCCCUCCGCCCUGUCCCCCUCACGCUGCCGAGCGCUGGGUGCCUGCCCUGGGAGCGGAGCGGAGCGGCACGUCCCGAGAGCCCACAGGGACAGGCAGCUCCCCGCGCUCACAUCGCCACCGCAGCGUGGGUGGGACCCGGGCGCCAGAGCAGGGCACCGAUGCACGGCUCCUGCAGCAGGCGCGGCUCAGCCACGCUGCUCGGACCCCCACGCUGCACUGUCACCGCCACAGGCGUUAGGACGUGACAGAGGAAAGGCAAGGUCUGCUCCGGUGUGGAACACACCACUUCGCUACCUAACACGUUACGCCCUGAGUUGCCUCAGUGCCAGGACUGUGUACCAGCAGAAGGUUUGGGUUUAGUGCUCCUUUCUCCGUCUUCUGUCAGGAAAAGAUGCUGGCCGGUGUGAGAGGGCGUGUGCCAAACGAGCUCCUCCAGGGGUGGGUGUGGAUCACUCUGCACUGGACUUUCGAAGAAGAACUGCAGAAAUCAUGAGAUGGCUUGAGGCAGGGACCUCAUGCAAGUCAUUUGAGUUGUUACUACAGGCUGAAGGGAGAGGAGGAGUAAAGGAGAAAACAGAGAGGACUUUUAGCUGACCUCAGGACAACAUGGGAGACGUGCUGUGUGUGAGCGCUGUCAGACCCGGGUGCUGCAGCUGCUGUUCAGAGAGAAGGGGCUCCCAACACAUCCAAGGCCUUCAGCAUGUGGAAACAACAUCUACAGUGGAGCUGAUGGAUAUAACCAGAGCAACCCUUCCUGUGCCCUCACUGCAGCCACAGCAUUUCCACACUCUCCAGACUCAAAUAUGCAGGUUGUGGAGGCCCGGGGGUUAUGCUGAUCCUUUCCAAGAGGAGAAUGUUGCGGCCAGGUUCAAAUGGCAGAGACAAGGCAUUACAUUUGGAGCUGCCACAUCCUAUGUCCCUCUGGAGAAGCUGCGUGAAGGAUCCAGUGCAACUGUUUACAAGGGGAUCAGCAGGACCAAUGGCCAGUUGGUGGCAUUGAAAGUUAUCAGGCUGGAAGCAGAGGAAGGAGUGCCCUUUACAGCCAAUCGGGAAGCUUCUCUUCUCAAGCGUUUGAAACAUGCCAACAUUGUACUGCUUCAUGACAUUUUCCAGACCAAGGAGACACUAACAUUUGUCCUUGAGUACAUGCACACGGAUCUGACACAGUACAUGGCCCAGCAUCUUGGAGGACUUCAUCCUUGGAAUGUUAUGCUCUUCAUGUUCCAGCUUUUGCGAAGCCUGGCAUACAUCCACCAACAACACAUUCUUCACCAUGAUCUGAAACCCCAGAACUUGCUCAUCAGCUGCCUCGGUGAGCUCAAAUUAGCUGACUUUGGCCUUGCUCGUGCCAAGUCCAUCCCCAGUCAGACAUACUCCUCUAAAGUGGUGACAAUCUGGUACCGUCCUCCUGAAGUUUUGCUUGGAGCUACAGAUUACUAUUCUGAUCUAGAUAUCUGGAGUGCAGGCUGUAUUUUUGUUGAAAUGAUCCAGGGUCAGCCAGUAUUUGCAGGAACUUCUGGUACUCCUGAACAGCUGGAGAAGAUCUGGGAGGUAUUGGGGGUCCCAACUGAGGACACCUGGCCAGGACUUUCCAAGCUCCCCAGCUACAAGCCUGAGCUGGUUGCUUCCAGGAGACCUCAGAGACUCCGAGUGAUCUGUGACAGGCUGAGCAGGGUGCCAGCAGCAGAAGAUCUGGCCUCCGGAAUGCUCACAGCCUUCCCUCUGUGGCAGAUCUCUGCACAAAAUGCCCUUCUUCAUGGCUUCUUCAGCCCUCUGCCUCCACAGCUCUAUCAGGUGCCUUCUGGACAAUCAGUGCUCGCAGUUCCAGCAGUGAGACUGCAACCUGAAAUCUGUGACCUGUCUGCUCCUUACCAACAAGGCCAUCUCUCAGAAGGUUCAAGCAAGUUUUGGUAGAAGGCAGAAAUGACUGACUACUUCUUGGGUAACCAUGUGGUUACCACUGCCAAAGUUGCUGCCAUCAUCCAUAGCACAUGAAUUCCUCUGGGCACUGAAGGUGGGAAAGCAAAACCAAUACCCAGAGCUGGAUCACCACAUCCCAGGCUGAGGACAAAGUGGGAAAUUUUCUCACAUUCAGAGGGAAGAGAUUGCCAAGCCAGUGGCCUCCAGUGCACACUGCACAGUAGUGUGAUGGGAGGUUUGGGUUUGUUUUGUCAUAUUCCCGAAUCUCAGACAGUGCCCUUUCCUCUGAUGCCUCCCCAGUCAAAAUAUGGUUUAUUUUCCACAUUGUUUUAACUGACCAAAUUGCUUUUUUUGCCUUUGUCUAUGUCUAUUGAGUUCACAUUUUAUAGCUUACUUGUUUUGAUUUAACACACAAUGGAAUUUGCUCAAUGAAGUACCAGAAAUGACAGAGAGCUCUACCCAGGGGGGAGAACAGCAAUGUUGCAAUGGAUGUUAUGACAAUAUGUACAUUCUUCCACUGCAAUGAAUAAAGCCACAGCUUUACCUUUCUUGGGUUCGUCCUGUCUCACAAAACCCUGCCACGGUGACCCAUUGAUCUGCAAACUGGAGUUUCUCAUUGAAGUCUUUUUUUCCUUAGCACUCCAAACAGUGUUGGUGCUAGAAGCAGACAUUGGGCAUUUUCUAAUAUAAUUCAG
Cygnus olor (mute swan) is the source of this 2637-nucleotide messenger RNA. RefSeq names its product cyclin dependent kinase 15 (gene CDK15). Gene Ontology annotation, cellular component: cytoplasm; cytosol; nucleus. The record is from RefSeq and is a predicted model, not a curated record. Gene Ontology annotation, biological process: protein phosphorylation. Lineage: Eukaryota; Metazoa; Chordata; Aves; Anseriformes; Anatidae. Gene Ontology annotation, molecular function: cyclin-dependent protein serine/threonine kinase activity; ATP binding; cyclin binding.